Messenger RNA from Musa acuminata AAA Group (dessert banana), 1366 nucleotides. Its product is annotated as ABC transporter I family member 6, chloroplastic-like. Lineage: Eukaryota; Viridiplantae; Streptophyta; Magnoliopsida; Zingiberales; Musaceae. The transcript is spliced from 7 exons. Bases 346 to 780 code for a protein of 144 amino acids. Gene Ontology annotation, molecular function: ATP binding. The record is from RefSeq and is a predicted model, not a curated record.
ACUCGCCUAUUCCUCCUUCGCCUCCAUUCCUCCGCCAUCUCUUCUCCUUCGACUUCCAUCUCUUUUCGGAGCUAUCUCCCGACGCCCUCUCGAACAUAUGUCGCUGCUCUCCUCAAUCCAAGACGACUCCGGUCCCGCCUCCGUUGUCCCCACGCCCCUCUAUGGGCGAACGCGACGCUCACCGUCGACUGCCCCUCCACGGGCGACUCCGCCUCCCGGAACUUCCCUGGAGGAUCCUGUUGGUGGUGAAAGAUUUGAAGGCCGUCGUCAAGCAGUCCGGGCAGGGGAAUCCUGUUGGUGGUGUCAAUCUCACCAUCCACGCGGGCAAAGUUGGUGUACGCGAUUAUGGGGAAGAAUGGAUCGGGGAAACUCACGUUUUCGAAGGUUCUUGUUGGCCAUCCAGAUUAUGAGGUAACUGGAAGUAGUGUUCUUUUUAAAGACCAGAAUUUGCUUGAAAUGGAGCCAGAAGAUAGGUCCCAUGUUGGGCUUUUCAUGAGUUUCCAGACCCCUGUAGAAAUAUCAGGUGUAAGCAACUUUGACUUUCCUCUUAUGGCAUUCAAUUCUCAAAGAAAUAACCAUGGGCUACCACUGGUAGAACCCCUUGAGUUCUACAGUUUGGUGACUCCCAAAGUUGCUGCUUCAAAUAUGAAUCCAAAGUUUGUUGACAGAAAUGUAAAUGAAAUCUUCAGUGGUGGUGAAAUGAAAUGGAAUGAAAUUCUGCAACUUGCAGUAUGUAUUCUUACUCUUCUGCUGCAUGACAAAAUCAAUCCGGGUAAGUGAUGAAGAUGAGAUUCAAACUCAGGACCUUGUGAUAAACUGUAAAGGUCUUUACCAGGAGGAUGGCAUGAUUGUAAAGACAGGUGAUGUUUCACUAGCAAACCAACUUGAGAGGGAGGCUACAGAGGGAUGUCCAUGUCAUAAUUGUAGAGCUGGCAUAUGAUUUCAGAGGAAAUGUAUCCAACUCACACCUGUUGAAGUGGUAGAUCGACAAUCACAUGCCUUGAUGCAUCAUUUGAGAGUAAUACGCUACCAUUGCCAUACACCCAAACGAAGAGUAUGAUCAAAUUUUGGUAUCUAAUUAGUUGGUUGCAGAAGGUGUGCUUGUAGGUUUAAGUUGUAGUCGGUGGAUAUUUCAUGACAUAUUGUUGUAAAUCUUCUCAUAAGCUUUAUAUACUCCAAACAGAUUUGAUUAGUGUCGGAAAUUAUUUUUGUAGAAGAAAUAAUUCUCUUAAGAUGAAUAGUUGAUAUAGAACAUUCUUUGAGUGUUUAGUCACUUCAAUCCUGUAAUAGCCAGCAUAAACCAUGAAUAUGUUAUAAAGGAAAAAUAAUUAAAUGCAAAAAUAUGAGGACAGAAGUUAAAAAUCAA